CCACCUUCUCCCCCUCCCCACCCCACACCGAAUGUAACCACGAAUGGGGUGGUUUUAUUCGGUGGACAGGCGAUGUCAAGCGCCAGAUGACGUUGUCCUCCGCCGACCUCCCAGUCUCUGCUCGAGCGGGACUCCCGGCAGCCCCGCGCAAACAACCAGCCGCCAACCGAGAGGAGCGGCCUUCCCCGCGGCCAAGAACCAGCGGCGUGUGCUGAAGCUUUGAGGUAUGGCUGUCCAAAACACACAACUUUCUCUUUCAGAGAUAGUUAAAGAAGUAGCACAACAACAGCAACAACAAACAAUUGAAGCUGAAAAAAAUAAGAACAUUCUUGGUCACUUGCAGGCAAAAUUGUUUGAAAUAGAGAAAGAAAAUAAAGCUGUUCUUCAGGAAUUGAGAGCAUCCGAGAAUCAAUCAUACCAUUUACAGAAUGAAUCAGAAAAUCUGCGACAAAGUUGCGCUGAUCUGGAAGCUCAACUUUGGAGUCUUCAUGCAAGCAAGUUGCAACUAAAAUUUGCAAUACAAGAAGAAGAACAAAAAUAUCAUAAGUUGUUGGCUGAAUAUGAUAAAUAUCAUAAAAAAAUGUUGGCACACAAAGAAAUGACUAGUCAGCUGGAAAAUAGAACUCCAAUCAUGAUGCAGCUGGAAGAAAAAAUACUGAUGGUCAAAGAUUUAAAAGCAAAGAAAGAAGAACUAACGACAGAUUUUAUGAAUCUUGAAGGGAAUACAAUAAAACAAGUGCAGGGAGAAAUUACAGAUUUGGAAGCUAAACUGUCAGAAAUAAAAGCUGCGAUUAAUGAAAAAUCAGUUCAAUUAAAGGAGGAACACGAGCAUCAUAUUCAUCUGAAGAAAGAAAUAGAGGUACAAAACAAAAGAUGUGAAGCCAUACUUAAGCGUUUGGUUUGUCAAUUGAAUAAAAUUCAGUCCAACAAACGUCAGUUGACUUGGGACAUUCAACAGAUGGAAAAAAAUGCAGCACACCUGAGAAGUUGUCUCGGAAUAACAGAGGAAAACUUGUAACAUAAAAGAUUUGCUUUAAAGUUAAACGUACAGGAGAUAUAUACUGCUUAAAGAUGUUGAUAUUGCAAACUUCAUUUGGACUGGACUUUCACAAUGUGAUAGAGACCAAUGCUCCUCUGUCAGUCAUUUUAACAAUAGCCUAAGCAUGUUAUUUUGUAGUGUUAUCUUCAAAAUAUUGGGCAGAAGAAUAACAUGGAUGUGUUAGUGCACAUGUUUUUAUAAAGGAGUCCACAGGUAUCUUCAAUAUUACAUGAAUUUGGCUGAAAAUUAUUUUAUUUGCAAGACAAUCAAUUUUUUUAAAUCUUUUUGAUUAAACCAUACUUAUUUUAAAUUUAAAUUAUUUAAUAAUUUAUCAAUGUUUUCCUGUGAUCAUAUUAGAGUUCUCACGCUAACUUCAGGCCGUUAAGAAAUGUAAUUUUCAUUCUUGUUCGGGGUAUUGUAGUUUAUCAUUUUCGUUUUACAACUUUAAAAUUUGUUGAAUUUCAAAUAAACAAUGAAAUGGCAUUUUUUCUAU
Messenger RNA from Amblyraja radiata (thorny skate), 1532 nucleotides. RefSeq names its product coiled-coil domain containing 122 (gene ccdc122). The coding region runs from base 227 to 1018 and encodes 263 amino acids. The record is from RefSeq and is a predicted model, not a curated record. Lineage: Eukaryota; Metazoa; Chordata; Chondrichthyes; Rajiformes; Rajidae. The transcript has 5 exons.